AUGGAUGUUUGUAGUGAAUGUGAUGAGAAAGCUGACUGGUAUUGUGUACAAGAUGAUUCUAAUUAUUGUGAUAAACAUGAGUCAGUCGCACAUGAGCUAAAAGCACAAAAAGUCCAUGAGAGAGUACCAAUUCGUGACAAGCAAAAGCAUGCCAAACCUCCGACCUGUCAAAAUCACUAUAUGCCAUCGUGCUUGUAUUGUUUAACAUGCAAAUCGGAUGGUACUCAUCAGAGUCACCAUGAUCGAGUAACUCCUGUUAUCAAUGUGGUAGAUAAUGCGAAGAAGGAAUUACAAAACCAGAUUGACAAACUGCGACCAAUAGCCAUUGCGUGCGAAGAUGAAGCAAAAGCAUUGGAGCAAAUCCUUCAAGAUAUCAAUGAUAGUGGAGCGAGAAGUGGCGAAGAAAUUGAAAAAGAAUUUGGAGUUCUUAUGCGGCUCCUUAGCACAAGAAAAGAGGAGCUAGAAGAACAACUGAAGCAAAAGUUACAGGUGAGCUCAAUAUGUCGUGAUAAUGUGCACUCGCGCCAAAAGAACUUGGACAAUGUGAAAUCAAGUUUGAACGACGGGAUCAAGGAAGCUGAACAUACUUUGUCAUUGAAUGUGUUUGCUGCACUGGCAGAAACAAAACGUGUGGCUGAACAGUUGGAGAAGGCUGAGAGUGACUGCAGAGACUACCAUCUCCAUGCUCUCGUCCCUACAUCUGUCUUGUUCAAUAUUUCCAGUUCAGCGAUUGAACAAAUUGCAAGUACAGGCUGUGUAGUCGAAGAAUCAACUCGUAUCUCCACGAAAACAUCAUCAACCCCAUCAAAUAUGUGGAUUACUGUUGCCAACAUGUCAUCAGCUCGCCAAGUCCACACCGCAACUUUAUUAUCAUCUGGGAAAGUACUAGUAACAGGUGGUUAUGAUUCGAAGAACUAUUGGUUGAGUUGCGAAAUGUAUGAUCCUCCAUCGAAUACCUGGACUCCAGUCGCGGGAAUGUCAUCAGAACGGUUUCGACACACUGCAACUUUAUUAUCUUCCGGGAAAGUAUUAUUAACAGGUGGUUAUGAUUUGAAGAAUUAUUGGUCGAGUUGCGAAGUGUAUGAUCCUCCAUCGAACACGUGGACUCUAACUCCCAGCAUGUCAUCAACACGUCAGUACCACACUGCAACUUUAUUACCAUCUGGGAAAGUACUAGUAACAGGUGGUUAUGAUUCGAAGAAUUAUUUGUCAAGUUGCGAAGUGUAUGAUCCUCCAUCGAAUACGUGGACUCCAGUCGCCAGCAUGGCAUCAGCACGGAUUCAACACACUGCAACUUUAUUAUCAUCUGGGAAAGUAUUAGUAACAGGUGGUUAUGAUUCGAAGAAUUAUUGGUUGAGUUGCGAAGUGUAUGAUCCUCCAUCGAAUACGUGGACUCUAGUCGCGAGUAUGUCAUCAGCACGUUAUUACCACACUACAACUUUAUUAUCAUCUGGGAAAGUAUUAGUAACAGGUGGUUAUGAUUCGAAGAAUUAUUGGUCGAGUUGCGAAGUGUAUGAUCCUCCAUCGAAUACGUGGACUCUAGUCACCAGCAUGUCAUCAGUACGUCGUGACCACACUGCAACUUUAUUAUCAUCCGGGAAAGUACUAGUAACAGGUGGUUAUGAUUUGAAGAAUUAUUGGUCGAGUUGCGAAAUGUAUGAUCCUCCAUCUAACUCGUGGACUCUAAUCCCCAGCAUGUCAUCAGCACGUCGUGACCACACUGCAACUUUAUUAUCAUCCGGGAUGGUAUUAGUUACAGGUGGUUCUGAUUUGUCGAGUUGCGAAGUUUAUGAUUCGUAG
This is a messenger RNA of Didymodactylos carnosus, 1800 nucleotides long. Lineage: Eukaryota; Metazoa; Rotifera; Eurotatoria; Philodinida; Philodinidae. The record is from the annotation of a GenBank genome assembly.